UUCAACGUUACAAUCACUCGGGUGCUUGACGAUAAUCAGGUAAACUCUGCAACUCUUCUCUCACGGGAUGACUGUGCAGUGGAAGUGUCUGAAGAAACACUCGCGAUGGGUCCCCGGAGAUCAAGAUACGGCUGCCGGAAUUGUAAGCUGAGGAAGACUAAGUGCGAUGAAAAGACACCACAAUGUGGCAACUGCCGCAAAUUUGGGGUAGUCUGCAAUUUCGACUUCAAGGUUCCAGAUCUCUUGCCGUUAGUUCAGAAUCGAACGAAACAGAGAGAAGGCCAUUCCAAGACGUUGUUACUAGAGCUCCCACUCAGUAGUGGUAUGUGGGUCUCGUGUGGAUCAGACACCUUCUCAUUGGAUCUGCAUGAUCAAGAACUCUUCCAUCGAUUUAGAUACCGAACUCUUUCCUCGCUUUGGGGCCUUUCUGCGGGACAUGUUUGCGCAGAUCGAACAUUUGGCGACUGCUUGAACUAUGGGUUCCUUAUGCAUGCCGUCCUGGCCGUGUCAGCCCUGCACGACCGCUAUCUAGGCGUCCAAACAGUGCACUACCAACCCGUCCGUCAGGCCUAUCACCUGUCACGAAGCAUCGCUCUUUUCAGAGAUUCACUCACCAACACCAUUGGAGAGGCCCAGAAAGACGCUGUGUGGGCCACUGCUGUUUUCCUGGCCAUUCUUACCAUGUCCUCCACAGUUGUCUCGUCUCCUUCGGAGUGUUGGCCACUAACAUCAUCCGACUCCUCCACCGUCGAGUGGCUCCGGCUGAAGGCUAGCGACAAAGCAUUGUGGACCAUUGCGGAUCCUCUACGGGCAGACAGUGCGUUCUCUACUAUGUCAGAUACUCUGUCGCAGAUGAAGCAAGAACUUCCUGCCAAAGGCAUCAGCGGUAUGCCCGCUCGACUUGCACAAGCCUGCCAUCUCAACGAGAAAUCCACUGAAGAAACAAAUCCCUACUUUCUGUUUGCACAUGGUCUCUCUAGGCUCAUUGGAGAGCCUCAAGGUGAAGCCUCCUUAGGUGUCGCUUUCAUACCAAUAAACAGCAUGUCUCCUACUUUUCGCACAUUGCUUGAAGAUAAAGAUCCUGUGGCACUGUUACUCCUUUGCUUGUGGUAUACGAGGGCCCGACAUUGUAAGUGGUGGAUUGAGUUUCGAGCUCGACAUGCGGUUCCGUCGAUCUGUGCCUACCUUCAGCACAAUCAUGCGGACCUCGACGCUGUGGAGAUGCUUGUGCUUGUCAGUUAGUAUCUCGCAUGCGCCGCUGCUCCCGUGUGUGGAGUUGUGCUGCUCAUCGUUGUUUGGUCGCCGUGAGCGCUAUCGCACACGCAGAGCAGAUGCGGGGUU
Messenger RNA from Pseudovirgaria hyperparasitica, 1341 nucleotides. RefSeq lists its product as uncharacterized. Gene Ontology annotation, molecular function: DNA-binding transcription activator activity, RNA polymerase II-specific; zinc ion binding. Gene Ontology annotation, biological process: regulation of transcription by RNA polymerase II. NCBI's taxonomy places the organism in Eukaryota, Fungi, Ascomycota, Dothideomycetes, Acrospermales, Acrospermaceae. Bases 106 to 1242 code for a protein of 378 amino acids. The record is from RefSeq and is a predicted model, not a curated record. The transcript has 3 exons.